AGACGCUGCUGAGGCGGCUUCGGUUGCGGGUCGGAACGGCGCUGCUCUGCGGGGCCGGUCCAGGCUGGCAGCUGCCGGCGCUUGGCGGUGAGGGCGGGCUCCCGAGUGGCCCCCCACCGAAGGCGGUGGGACCAGCGGCUGAGGCCAGGAUGCCGUCCAGGCGGCGCGGCGGCUCCUCACUCAUCCCAGGUAAGGGGGACGCGGCGCUCGCUGCGGCUCCGCUCCCCUCUCGUCUCCUCACACCCGGCCCUGUGCCCCGUCCUGGCAUCCCUUGGCCCCUUGUCGCCUUCUGCUCGGUGCCUCCCGGUUGUCCAACCCCGCCCCCGAGCGCGGAGCCCCGGGUCUGGCCCGUCCGGCCCCUGCUCCCACGCCCCUUCCCCCAUCGCCGGCAUUUCCCGGGCUCGGCUUCGCCCCGGCCGCCGGGGCCUCUCCCCUCUGCCCUUUCUCUCCCUUCUCGCAGCCCUGGGACCACGUCCUAGCCCCGCAGUCCCCUGGGAUGAGACCCUCGUCUCGCCGGGAUCGGACAUUUGCCCCCACGUCUACCCCGGCUGCGCUUCUUGAGCUCAUCGCCCCAUCAUCCUACCCGUUAUGUUGGUUAUCUUUCUGAAGUAGACUGUCCAUGGCCUGAACAUUUUCCGAAAAUCAUUUUGAGCAAAAUAUCUGUUUAAUAACAAGAUAACCACAUCAAGAUGGUUGGAAAGCUGAAGCAGAACUUACUAUUGGCAUGUCUGGUGAUUAGUUCUGUGACUGUGUUUUACCUGGGCCAGCAUGCCAUGGAAUGCCAUCACCGGAUAGAGGAACGUAGCCAGCCAGUCAAAUUGGAGAGCACAAGGACCACUGUGAGAACUGGCCUGGACCUCAAAGCCAACAAAACCUUUGCCUAUCACAAAGAUAUGCCUUUAAUAUUUAUUGGAGGUGUGCCUCGGAGUGGAACCACACUCAUGAGGGCCAUGCUGGACGCACAUCCUGACAUUCGCUGUGGAGAGGAAACCAGGGUCAUUCCCCGAAUCCUGGCCCUGAAGCAGAUGUGGUCACGGUCAAGUAAAGAGAAGAUCCGCCUGGAUGAGGCUGGUGUUACUGAUGAAGUGCUGGAUUCUGCCAUGCAAGCCUUCUUACUAGAAAUUAUCGUUAAGCAUGGGGAGCCAGCCCCUUAUUUAUGUAAUAAAGAUCCUUUUGCCCUGAAAUCUUUAACUUACCUUUCUAGGUUAUUCCCCAAUGCCAAAUUUCUCCUGAUGGUCCGAGAUGGCCGGGCAUCAGUACAUUCAAUGAUUUCUCGAAAAGUUACUAUAGCUGGAUUUGAUCUGAACAGCUAUAGGGACUGUUUGACAAAGUGGAAUCGUGCUAUAGAGACCAUGUAUAACCAGUGUAUGGAGGUUGGUUAUAAAAAGUGCAUGUUGGUUCACUAUGAACAACUUGUCUUACAUCCUGAACGGUGGAUGAGAACACUCUUAAAGUUCCUCCAGAUUCCAUGGAACCACUCAGUAUUGCACCAUGAAGAGAUGAUUGGGAAAGCUGGGGGAGUGUCUCUGUCAAAAGUGGAGAGAUCUACAGACCAAGUAAUCAAGCCAGUCAAUGUAGGAGCUCUAUCAAAAUGGGUUGGGAAGAUACCGCCAGAUGUUUUACAAGACAUGGCAGUGAUUGCUCCUAUGCUUGCCAAGCUUGGAUAUGACCCAUAUGCCAACCCACCUAACUACGGAAAACCUGAUCCCAAAAUUAUUGAAAACACUCGAAGGGUCUAUAAGGGAGAAUUCCAACUACCUGACUUUCUUAAAGAAAAACCACAGACUGAGCAAGUGGAGUAGCAGAACCAGGAGCCUCUUCCAUACAUGAGGUAAUCUCCCUGCCCGCCCCACCAAACACACACAAGGCCUCAUUUCUUUACCAGCGUGUUGUAGGAUGGACCGCAUCAGCAGUUGCCUCUGCAGCAUUUCACCCUGGCUUGUGUGUGGAGGUUGGGAGGGGCCAACCUGUGCUGAGGAGGACUCAGGAGAACUGGGGACACAGCAAAGCCCUUAGGAUGGAUACUAUCUUUCUUAUCUUUUGGGUCCCUUUGGCAUUUCAAUAACAGUAUCUGUGUUCUCUGGAGCUUCCUUUAAAGAACCUUAGGAUCCAUUUCUUCACGUGAGGAGGAAUCAGGGUGCUGACCCCUGGACACUUAAAGAACCUUAGGACCCAUUUCUUCACAUGAGGAGGAAUCAGGGUGCUGACCCCUGGGACACUUAAAGAACCUUAGGACCCAUUUCUUCACAUGAGGAGGAAUCAGGGUCUUGACCCCUGGACACUUAACCUUAGGACCCAUUUCUUCACAUGAGGAGGAAUCAGGGUGCUGCCCCCUGGACACUUAAAGAACCUUAGGACCCAUUUCUUCACAUGAGGAAUCAGGGUGCUGCCCCCUGGACACUUAAAGAACCUUAGGACCCAUUUCUUCACAUGAGGAGGAAUCAGGGUGCUGCCCCCUGGACACUUGAAGAACCUUAGGACCCAUUUCUUCACAUAAGGAGGAAUCAGGGUCUUGACCCCUGGACACUUUAAGAACCUUAGGACCCAUUUCUUCACACGAGGAAUCAUGGUGCUGACCCCUGGACAUCUGGUGCCCCUGACAGUGCCCCCACAGUAGCAACAAUAGCAGAUGACAGUCAGUUAUUUAGAAAUGGGCAGGAGCAGCCCUGGUUUUGGCCAUCUGCUUGCUUUGCACCCAGCAGCUACUUGCAUGCAUCUGAAAGCACCAGAGUGAGGGUGUGUGUGCCUCCCAGGCAGUCUUCCUGAGGCAGCUGUUCUCAACAUCCAUCCUCCUGGCCCCUGAUCUGCAGGAACCUCCCCAACCGCCUGGCUUGUCUAGGCCUGUAGCUGGGAAGGAAGAGACGAAGACACAGGGAGAACACACCGGGACUCCACACCUGUAACCACAUUCUGUUUGUUCGCCCUAGGAAAGAUUGCUGCCUUUUCAGCAGAAGGGAAAUUCCUAGGAUUGGCUGUCCCCUGCCAAGCUUGGUGGAGCGUCUGCACCUUGGCUGCGCCGCCUGUGCAUUUGCCAGUUUCCUCCCACUGAGAGGAUGGAGGUGUCCGCACAGCUUUGGGCCUCGUGAGGGAUCUGCCUCCUGAGCAAAGAGCUCUUGAUCCCGAUUUCAUGCACAGCCCUGCAGUAAGGAGCCCAGAAGGAACAUGUGUUUCCUGUUAAAACUCCUCUUGUUCUCUUUUCUUACAUUAUGACGUUUGUUUUCAAGGAGAGGGUUUAAAAAUGGGAUCCUGUAAGCAGACUUGGGCAGUCUCCUUUUGAAAUAGGUUGUCUGUACAUGUUCUAAUGUUUUGUAGAACACGUGUGCCUGUUUAAGUGUAUUGAUGUGAAUAAUAUUAAAUAUCCUAAUUAUUUAAUUCAUUGUAUUGUUUCUGAGAAGUUGGGAAAUUACCAUUAUACAUUUACAACCUAAUGACUUUUGUAUUUUAUUUUUCAAAAUAAAAGCUUUCAAUGUGAAGCA
Messenger RNA from Homo sapiens (human), 3476 nucleotides. It is a transcript of the gene TPST1, whose product is annotated as tyrosylprotein sulfotransferase 1. Gene Ontology annotation, molecular function: protein-tyrosine sulfotransferase activity. The transcript is spliced from 6 exons. NCBI's taxonomy places the organism in Eukaryota, Metazoa, Chordata, Mammalia, Primates, Hominidae. Gene Ontology annotation, biological process: 3'-phosphoadenosine 5'-phosphosulfate metabolic process. Gene Ontology annotation, cellular component: Golgi membrane. The coding region runs from base 690 to 1802 and encodes 370 amino acids. The record is from RefSeq and is a predicted model, not a curated record.